AUUAUAUUCGUUACAACUAGGAAUAUAACUGUCUUUGAUUCAGGAAUGAUGAACUUCUGGCGGAUCGUGGGAAAUACAGUGCGCAGAGGAUUUUCUAUAAAUGGCUGUUGUGUGUUUUUCCUUUUCUUCGGCCUUCAUUUCGCUUAUGGAGACGUGAGCUACUCUGUUGCAGAGGAGAUGAAACGCGGGUCUGUGGUUGGGAACAUAGGCAAAGAUCUCGGCCUCGGGAUUGCCACACUGUCCUCGCGUAAAGCUCGCAUCGACACAGACAGGAAUGACAAGAGGUAUUGUGAUAUCAAUCUGAGUACCGGGGAUUUAGUUGUUAAUGACAGGAUCGACAGGGAGGGUCUCUGUGGUAAGAAGGCAACGUGUAUUUUAAAAGAGGAGCUUGUUUUGGAAAACCCUUUAGAGCUUCAUCGCAUCAGCAUUCACGUACAAGAUAUAAACGACAACGACCCACAGUUCAGCGAGAAUUUGAUUUCAUUUGAAAUCAGAGAAUCAGCUGUCAAAGGGACUCGAUUCUUACUGACUGAGGCCCAUGAUGCAGACAUCGGCACAAAUACUGUGCAGCGCUACAAUUUACAAAAUAAUGAGCAUUUCACCAUUAAUGUAGCAACAGACGGCAGUGGGCGGAAACACUCCGAAUUGGUUUUGGUAAAAGAAUUAGAUCGAGAGCAGGAGAAAGACUUGAAAUUACUGCUAACAGCUGUAGAUGGCGGCUCUCCUCAGAGAUCAGGCACUGCGACCAUUCACGUUACUGUGCUGGAUGCUAAUGAUAACGCCCCAGUGUUCAGCCAGGCCGUUUAUAAAGCCAGUCUGCCUGAAAACUCUCCUGUAGAUACUGUAGUGGUCACUGUGAGCGCUACUGAUGCUGACGCGGGACCCAAUGGUGAUAUCACAUACAGUUUUGAUCAUGUUGCCAAUGACCACGUAUCUUUGUUCUCGCUUGAACAUAAGACAGGAGAGAUUAGAGUCAUCGGCUCUAUCGAUUAUGAGACUGAGACUGCCAUUGAGCUGCGAAUAAGAGCAAAAGACGGACCAGGUCUUACCUCUUAUUGUACAGUAAUUAUAGAUAUAACGGAUGUCAAUGACAACCCACCUAUUAUUAGUUUGAAAUCACUGACAAACCCCAUACCUGAGAACGUGUCACCUGGUACAGAGGUGGGCAUCAUUAACGUGCAGGACAGAGACUCUGAGACCAACGGACAGGUCCGCUGCUCCAUUCAGCAAAACGUCCCUUUUAAGUUGGUUCCUUCCAUUAAAAACUAUUAUUCUCUGGUGAGCACAGGACAGCUGGACCGUGAAGUGGUGUCUGAUUACAACAUUACAAUCAGUGCCACUGACGAGGGCUCUCCACCUCUGUCCUCGUCUAAAACUGUUCAGUUAUCUGUAGCAGACAUCAACGACAACCCACCUGUGUUUGAGGAGCAGUCGUACAGCGCAUAUGUGAGUGAAAAUAACAAACCUGGCUCCACUUUAUGUUCCGUGAGUGCUCGAGACCCCGACUGGAGACAGAACGGUACAGUGAUUUAUUCUCUGUUGGCCGGUGAGGUGAACGGUGCCCCGGUGUCCUCCUACGUGUCUGUGAACGGAGACACGGGGGUGAUCCACGCUGUGAGGUCGUUUGAUUAUGAGCAGUUGAGGAGUUUUAAAGUCCACGUGAUGGCCCGAGACAACGGUUCUCCUCCGCUGAGCAGCAACGUGACCGUCAGUGUGUUCAUAUCGGAUGUGAAUGACAACUGUCCUCAGAUCCUGUACCCCGCCCCGGAGGGCAACUCGUUCAUGACCGAGCUGGUCCCCAAAGCUGCCCACGGAGGCUCUGUGGUGUCCAAAGUGAUCGCGGUGGACGCGGACUCCGGCCAGAACGCCUGGCUGUCUUAUCAUAUAGUGAAGUCCACUGAUCCGGGACUUUUCACUAUUGGUGUCCACAGCGGAGAGAUCAGGACUCAGCGGGACAUUUCUGAAUCUGACAGCAUGAAACAGAACCUUAUUGUGGCAGUGAAAGAUAACGGCCAGCCCUCUCUGUCUGCCACCUGUUCCAUGUAUUUACUGAUUUCUGACAACUUGGCUGAGGUGCCCGAACUGAAGGAUAUUUCUUACGAGGAGAAGAAUUCCAAACUGACGUCUUACCUUAUUAUCGCUCUGGUGUGUGUGUCCACGUUUUUUCUGACGUUCAUCAUCAUCAUCCUGGGUGUGAGGUUUUGUCGCAGGAGAAAGCCCAGACUGUUGUUUGAUGGAGCAGUCGCCAUCCCCGGCGCUUAUCUCCCUCCUAAUUACGCAGAUGUUGACGGCACAGGAACUUUGCGCAGCGCUUACAAUUAUGACGCAUAUCUGACGACAGGAUCAAGAACCAGUGACUUUAAGUUUGUGACGUCUUACAAUGACAACACGCUGCCUGCUGAGCAGACUCUGAGGAAAAGUCCGAGUGACUUUGCAGAAGUGUUUGGAGAUUGUGACGGCUCUCCAGAGGUAAGAGCAUCAAACACUAGAUAUGUUUUCAGAUCAAACAGGCUCCUCUCUCUUUCAGAUUUUUGAUUGCAGUGUCAAAUUGACAUCGAUAAUGAACAGUUGUCAAUAUCCAGAAAGCAUUUUUAAUAGUGGUUCUAAAUCAGGCACGUUUUGGGUAUUUCUCCUUGGGAACGGGGUCAGUGCCAAAAAACAAAACAAAAAAAAAGAAGCACGUGAAGACAAAGACUCCGUCCAUCUUACUGUUUACAGUAACUGUUAUUCUGAAUUCUUAUCUCCAUUUUGACCACUUGUACUCUGAACCAUAACCCGCUACUUUCAGUAUAUCUACUAGAUCU
This is a messenger RNA of Scatophagus argus, 2804 nucleotides long. Its product is annotated as protocadherin beta-16-like. Gene Ontology annotation, molecular function: calcium ion binding. The transcript has a single exon. The coding region runs from base 46 to 2535 and encodes 829 amino acids. The record is from RefSeq and is a predicted model, not a curated record. Gene Ontology annotation, biological process: homophilic cell-cell adhesion. Lineage: Eukaryota; Metazoa; Chordata; Actinopteri; Scatophagidae. Gene Ontology annotation, cellular component: plasma membrane.